UUAACCUAAAAUUCUUUAAACCGAUCCGGCAAAAUAACCGUAUAAUGGGUUUCCAUUUAUUUUUUUCAAAAUAUAUGAAAACUCAACUUGUGUCAUUUGAAAACUAUUGUAUUUACUAAGGUAGCAUAUAUUAAAUUAGUAACACUGAUUAAGACAUAUGAAUGCAAGUACCCGAUUUAUUUAAAUUUCACUCCUCACUGGGUAACUUCGGCAUAAUUAUUUCUAUAUUUUGAUUACUUUGUACUCUAAAAAUAAAAUGGAUGAAAUAGAAUAUAAGCUGGGAACAAAUAAUCCAAUAUUGAUAUCACAUGCAAUAUCAAAGCUAUUGUGCACGAUUAAGGAAAAACAUGAAGCGGACCCUACAGCUGAUAUUUCAAAGGCCCCAGAAUUGAAAUUACUGUGGUCAAAAUGUAGCAGCACCAAUAUAACCCUCGGAAUGACAGCCUGCCAGGCAAUAAUUGCUCUUGUAGAAAUUGGAGUAAUUGACAUAAAUAACGCUCUAUAUAUUUUUAUAUCGCAUCUCGGUACAUUAGAAAAACAUACAGCCAUUGCAGCAGCAUUAAGCAACUUACUUAUAUUGAACUCUAAAUCUCAAUCUGAAGGGGAGCAAAAAUGGAGAUUUGGAAUUAAAGGUCCUCAACAUCCACUAAUUAGUAUUUUAAAUAAUAAUAAAAGCAGUUGGAGAAACGUAUUAAGUUAUAUGCAGUUUAUGAUUCAGCAUAAAGAAGAUGAAAUUGCUCAACGGAGUCUAGAGCUUUUAAAGCCUGUGUUCUUGUACAUUCUUUGUAAUCCUACACCUGCUUUACCAGAAAUUGUUAAGCAUCAAGCCUGGCAUAUUUUAAUUAAAUCAAAAAAUACUCAGACUUUGCAAUGUGAAAUUUUACAAUGGUUACGAACAAAUGAUAUUAAUAAUUGUGCAGAAACUAGUAACAGGCUGUUAGAAUUAGCACAAGUGAAGAUAAUAAGUAAAGACAAACAGUUCUGCAACGUGCUCAUGCCAUUGAUCAUAUCUAUUACUGGAGAUCUUGUAAAAGAAGGAUUUAAUCCAAAGCCAUCUCUUGACAUGAUGUUGGAACUUGCAGAAUAUAGUGAUAACGAUGCAUGUAAUAUUACAGUUUCUUUAUUAGCUGAAAUGAUAAUCACGUGUCCUCCCAUAUAUUUAUGCAGCGUUAUUGAAUCAUGUGCAGUUCUUUUACAAAAAUUAUCGUGCAGUAGAACGGUUGCUUUUACGCUGGUUGCUUGUAUACUAAAGUGGAUGGCUUAUCCAUCUGUACUGUUAAUGCAUACUUUAGAUAUCGCUAAAAAUUUGGUGCAGAACAUUGUAAACAAAAAAGCAUGGGGUUCUAGCACAAUUAGACUUUAUUCUAAUGAAGUCUUUAUUAAAGUAUAUCACACAGACAAGAAACUUCAGUUUUACAGUGAAAUUUGUCGAUGUGUUGAUACACUAUCUGAAAAAAAUACACUUGAAUGGUUAACUGAUGUUGCAGCAGCACCUCAAGAUGUAAAGAAUAUGUGUAUAUUAAUAUUAAGUGGAUUAUUUCUACAAAGUGAGAAUCCAACAAUAAUCGAAAAGAUUAUUGAUAUUCUCAUCAAUAUUUCUAAAGAAAAGAAGGACUUUGCUUCCCACUUGCUCUCUCUCGUUCUGUACAAACUUACAAAAACACGUAACAUUGAUGAAACUAAAACGUUAAUGUUUAUCCUGCCGGAUCUGGCUCUGGUUAAAGAAAAUGUGCCGAUAAUAAUUCACGCUUUGGAAUCAUUGAUAGCUACUGACAAACCGCUGAAGCAACUUGCUAUAGAACUGUAUCUUAAAGCACUAGAAAACGAGCCAAGGUGUCGGCGGUACCUUUUGGCUGUCCUAAUUGAUACGAGUAAAAAAAAUCACGGAUGGCAGUCAGAUAUAGCGUGCGCCCGAGCAAUGUGUCAUAUUUGUGAAACCAAACCUGAAAACGGUGCUGAACUCGUCCCGCUACUGUCGGAAAUACUGAACCGAUGUAGUAAUGUUAACGGCAGUGCAGCUAGUGCACUCGCCUUAAAGGGAAUCUCGGCCCUUUGUGUGGCCGGCGUGAUUGAUAUUUCCUCCACUUACAGAGUGCUCUCACCUAAACUAAACAAAGAAUCGAGAAAAAUUGUUCUCAAAAGCGUAUGUGAAUUUUUUGGCGAUAUACCAUUAAAUCCUCAGUCAAUACAGACUUAUGAGAAACUUGUAACAGAAAUCGUAACAAAAUUAUGGGGCUAUGUAUCUUCAUCAGGAGAUUCAGAAAUAAUGGAAUCUGCACUUAAAGCAUUAUCCGCAUAUCAGUUGGAGCAUAUUCCUCUGAAAUCAUUGGCUGUUGAAUUCAGAGAAAAUCUAGUCAUGCCAAAAGAAUAUGCAAAGACACCAAUGGAAGCUGCACGAAAUCCUGCAGAUGUUCUGCCAUACAUUCCAAGAGAGUGCUGGAUGCAAAUGCUUACGAAAAUCAACAGAACGGUACUUGAAUGUGCAGGAGACCUUUUGAUUGCUUUUAUAACGAGAGAAAUAAAAGAUCUUCCUUCGAGCAUAUAUUCUCAAAACGAGCCGUUUAAUUUCGAAUAUCUUUCCGAGAAGAGUGUCAUACGAGCAAUAGGUGAAAAUCUAAGGUGUUAUAAAGUGAACUUGAAUUCAGAUAACAGAUCCGUGGUAGAAUGUUUAAGAAUAUUUGCACACAAGUAUGUUAAACCUCUGCCCCCUGUGAACUGGACCUUUUUAAAAAAAAUUAUGGAACUCUCCAUCGAGGCGAAGAAGUACAGCGUUAUAAUAGCUUGUCAGCAAUCGAAGACAUGCACGUCAGCUAGAGCAAUUGUUGAAGAAUACCUGAAAAUGUUCGAAUCAGAUACUGUAACAAUGAUCAGACAGAAGGAGUACUUGUCUAUUUAUUCAAAUAUGGAUUAUUUAUGUAAAGCAAUACCACCCAAUGUUCUAAGACCAUUUUUGGAUACAACUUUAAAUUACAUCGUAGAGAAAGCACUGCCUAACACUGACGACUUAAUUGAUGAAUUCAGAGAAAUGAUGAUCUGUUAUAGAAAAACUUUACAGAACAAAACAAUACAUGAUGCAAAUAGGACUUUGCUUUCAAUUAUUUUAGAAGGUAUUCUGGAGAGACUUGACGUUGAUAGUAAAGUCUUUGCUCUUUGCAUGGAUGCAGCAUUGGAAUUGUCAUCGACGCACAUAGAAAGAAUGACAUCUCCAAGUGUUUGGUGGGAAGUGACUGCACAAAAACUAAAGAAAGCAAUAAUCAUUAGAUCUGAGUUAGCCUUGAAAAAAGACGUUGAAACACCAUUAGUAUGGCUUAAUGAAGUGAUCGAUGCUGUUACCUCUGUACCUGGGGUUCAUUUAUAUCUGUUACAAAAUAUACAUAGAGUUCAAUCAGAAAUGCGUUCAGAAAAAACUAGUAUGACAUGGAUUUUGGAACUGAUGGGUCGAAUACGAGCUGCUUUCACCGAUUGCUCUCAAGACGACUUUUGCAGAACAAUUUCAUACUUAUGCGAUAUUUUGAUAAUUUCAAUAAUAGUUCUCUCUGGAGUGGACUGCCUUCUUACAAGGGAAGAAUCAUUGACAACGUCACAGGAUACAAGAAUGAGAAUAUUUCCAUUAGCUGUGGCAACCCUUACUCAGAAAACACCAUGGAACGAUAUUAUUCCCCAAAUCAUGGAAUGGUUGAAUUACAUGAGAGUGAGUUCUGUACAGUCACAAUAUAAAACUGCAUUUGACAAUGCAUUAAUAUCAUGUAAACAUAAAAACUAUUUUAUAGAAUCAUGGACAAAAUAUUUAUCCCCGAAUGUAAAAAAAUCGACAUAGCAAUAUAAUAAAUAAAUGCAAGA
This is a messenger RNA of Orussus abietinus, 3840 nucleotides long. Its product is annotated as focadhesin. Bases 257 to 3817 code for a protein of 1186 amino acids. The record is from RefSeq and is a predicted model, not a curated record. Gene Ontology annotation, biological process: regulation of post-transcriptional gene silencing. Lineage: Eukaryota; Metazoa; Arthropoda; Insecta; Hymenoptera; Orussidae. The transcript is spliced from 8 exons.